UUCUUUUUUUUUCAUCUUUUUUUAUAUUCUUUUUUAAUUCAUCAUCUAUUAUAUAUACCAUGAAAGCUCUUAUUCUUGUUGGAGGUUUUGGUACUCGUUUGAGACCUCUUACUUUAACUCUUCCUAAACCUUUAGUGGAAUUUGCUAAUCGUCCUAUGAUUCUUCAUCAAAUUGAAAGUCUUGCCAAGGCUGGUGUUACUGAUAUUGUAUUGGCUGUUAAUUAUCGUCCUGAAAUUAUGGUGGCAGCAUUGAAAGAAUAUGAACAACUUUAUAAUGUAAAAAUUACAUUCUCUGUCGAAACAGAACCUUUAGGUACGGCUGGUCCUUUGGCUUUGGCAAGAGAAAUUCUUGGAAAGGAUGACUCUCCAUUCUUUGUAUUGAAUAGUGAUAUUAUUUGUGAUUAUCCUUUUGAACAAUUACGUGAUUUCCAUUUAUCUCAUGGUAACGAAGGUACUAUUGUUGUAACCAAGGUAGACGAUCCUUCCAAGUAUGGUGUUAUUGUGAAUCAACCUGGUCAUGCUUCCAAGAUUGAACGUUUUGUGGAAAAACCUAAGGAAUUCAUCAGUAAUAAGAUCAAUGCUGGUAUUUACAUUCUUAGUCCUUCUGUAUUGGACAGAAUUGAACUCAAGCCUACUUCUAUUGAAAAGGAAGUUUUCCCUUAUAUUGCACAAGAUGGUCAAUUACAUACAUUUGAAUUGGAAGGUUUCUGGAUGGAUGUUGGUCAACCUAAAGACUUUUUGACCGGUACCUGUUUGUACUUAUCUCAUUUGGCCAAGAAAAAUCCUCAAGAAUUAGCAAACCCUACUUUGGAUUAUGUUCAUAAGGGUAACGUUAUGGUACAUCCUACUGCAAAGAUUGGAAAGGAUUGUCGUAUUGGUCCUAAUGUCGUCAUCGGUCCAAACUGUGUGGUUGGUGAAGGUGUAAGAUUACAACGAUGCGUUGUUUUGGAAGGUGCUACUAUCAAGGAUUAUGCUUGGGUGCAUUCUAGUAUCGUUGGUUGGCAUUCAUCCGUGGGUCGCUGGUCUCGAUUGGAAGGAUGCUCUGUUUUAGGUGAUGAUGUCACUAUCAACGAUGAAAUCUAUGUCAAUGGUGGUUCCAUUUUACCUCACAAGUCCAUUUCUGCCAACAUUACUGAACCUCAAAUUAUCAUGUAAAUAGACUACUUUCCUCCGUUCUCUUCCUUUAUUAUUAUUAUUUAUUUAUCUUUCUAUUAUUUAUCCCAUCAUCUUUUAUUCUAUUUACUCUCCCUCCUUUUUUUUUCUCUUUACAUCUAUUAUAUUGUUGUCCUCAUGAUUUCAUUUAUCAUUUAAACCGUUUCUAAUGUCUUCAAAUAAAAUACAUUCAAUUUGUUUUUAUAUCAACCUUUUCAAAUAAAUAUAUCAUCAGCAUGAUAUAUCCAUAGGAAUCAUGAUGAUAAAGAAGGAUUAGAUUUAGUAUAGGAAACAUCAUAGGUAUAGGAUAAUCACUCUGUUUAUACAUCACCAAAAAAAAAAAAAAAGUAGGCUCUAAUUAUGGUACUAUAAUUUUUCUUUUU
This is a messenger RNA of Halteromyces radiatus, 1534 nucleotides long. RefSeq names its product mannose-1-phosphate guanyltransferase. Lineage: Eukaryota; Fungi; Mucoromycota; Mucoromycetes; Mucorales; Cunninghamellaceae. Gene Ontology annotation, molecular function: GTP binding; mannose-1-phosphate guanylyltransferase (GTP) activity. The record is from RefSeq and is a predicted model, not a curated record. The transcript is spliced from 4 exons. The coding region runs from base 60 to 1154 and encodes 364 amino acids. Gene Ontology annotation, cellular component: cytoplasm. Gene Ontology annotation, biological process: GDP-mannose biosynthetic process; cell wall mannoprotein biosynthetic process.